Molecule: messenger RNA, 2084 nt
Organism: Pocillopora damicornis (cauliflower coral)
Lineage: Eukaryota; Metazoa; Cnidaria; Anthozoa; Scleractinia; Pocilloporidae
Product: kelch-like protein 28
Molecular function (GO): protein binding
Source: RefSeq, a predicted model, not a curated record
UAGUAAAAAUAAACUAAAGGAAUCAGAUUCAAGAGUUCAACAUGCCUUCCCAACAUGUUGGAGAUAUCCAGACAGACAUUAAUGGAAUCAAAAAGGACCAAACGUAUUUAUUUGUUGAUAGGAGUUUCCAAGAAUCUAUCAUCGAGUACUUUCAGUUCUUACGCAGGGAGGCGAUUCUCUGCGAUGUAACGCUGCGAAUUGGCAGCCUCAAGUUUUCGUGCCAUCGUAAUAUUCUCGGCGUAGCGAGUCCGUAUUUUCGAUCGUUGUUCAUAGACAGCGAAAGUGGUCGAUUCAUCAAGCACGUGGACCUGCCUCAAGAAAUUGAGCGUUCCGUCAUGGAGGCAAUAUUGGGUUACAUGUAUGGGGGACGAAUUUUUAUCAACAUCGGCAACGCUAUUGACAUUUUCAAGGCUGCAGUCUUCUUCAAGCUACAAAGUUUGAUCGAGGAAUGUUCCUACGUCCUUGUGAGUUUUCUAACGCCUGACAAUUGUUUGACGGUGCGGGAAAUUUCGCUAACCCAUGGACAAGAAAAGCUCCAUCAGCGGUGCCACAGAUUUCUAUGUGAAAAUUUUGUCAAAGUCGCAGAAACAACGCAGUUUUUGGAGCUACAUAAAAAUGAUCUGGAAAGCAUACUGUCCAACAAUGAUAUUUGUACAACUAGUGAGCAACAGGUGUUCGACAGUUUAAUAAGAUGGACUGAAUAUGACCGUAGGGAGCGAGGCGUCCAUUUUGCUAAACUACUCCAGCACGUUCGCCUUGCGCUCCUUCCUCCCAGCGUACUAAUGGACCAUGUUGAACGACAACAAUUGGUGCAGCGCUCACCAACAGCGAAAGAGAUGGUUUUGGAAGCCUUGCGAUUUAAUUCAGCACAAGAUGAGAACACCAGAAAGACCUUGAGCAGUCCGCGGACGUUGCCAAGAACUUGGUCAACAUUAGUUGACGUGAUUUUGUUUGUUGGAGGUAAAGGGCGAAAUCUAGAGGAAGGUCGAUUGACCUUCUGUUACGAGCCUAACGGUGAUCAGUGGUAUUCUUUAGCGCCCUUAAAAACUCAACUGUUCGAUCAUUCAGUGGUCUCUGUUGAUGGAUUCGUAUACGCAUGCGCCGGGUCUAUAGAAGGUCAGGCCUCCCUGCUUCUUCAAGAUAUGGUGCAAUGCUAUGAUCCGCACCACAAUUACUGGGACUAUGUGAACCCAAUGCAAGAACCAAGGGCAAAGUCUGCUGCAACGGAACAUGACGGAUUGCUCUAUGUCUUAGGUGGAAUUAUAAAUGGUUCCCAUGGCAACUCGUUUGAGGUCUACAACCCUAUCAACGACAAAUGGCAAUUUCUUUCCCCUCCCACAGUCCCACGAAGUCGUCACGCAAUGGUUACUACAGAAACGCAUAUUUACGUAAUCGGUGGAGAAGGACAAGGAAUUGAGCCCGAGAUCAGCAUGGAGCGAUACGAUCCAGCGGUUAACCUCUGGAGCUUUGUGCUACCGAUGAAUUGUGGGAAAGUAGGGGCAUGUGUCGUGGAGGUUGAGGGGAAAAUUUACGUCAUGGGUGGUCAUAACGGAUACACAACGCUCCGACAGUGUGAAGUGUAUGAUAUACAGACGCAUCAGUGGAAGAUGGUUAAAGACAUGACCGAGUUUCGCCAAGAUGCCGAGGCUGUUAUUUUGAAUAGGAAGAUCUACGUUGUUGGUGGACGAGACUACAAAGGGGAACGGGAGCUAUAUUCCAUAGAAUGCUUCGACAUAUCUACGGGAGAAUGGACUCGAUUGACGUCAGUUCCGAUUGCAAGAGUAGGCUUCCGGUGCGUGACGUGUAGAGUGAGUCGAGAUCACCUCGCUCCAUUAAAACUCGACUAAUUUUCAGCGAUCAAAGGCGAAAUGAUUACAUUUUUUCUAGCGUGGUUUUCUUUCUUUGUUUUUUUGUUGUUUUUGCUUUACAUAAAUUUUUUGUUCCCUGAGAAAAGUGAAAGCAAAGAGGCCAUUAAAUAUUGGGAAAAUUGGCAAUUAUUGCCUUCGCGAUGACAACAUCUGAUUUUGGAAGAUACACACCAAAAAACAUUUUUGUGGUCUUCUAUUUUCAUUUAUCCUGUUUCU